This is a messenger RNA of Hyaena hyaena (striped hyena), 2812 nucleotides long. RefSeq names its product toll like receptor 5 (gene TLR5). The transcript has a single exon. Gene Ontology annotation, molecular function: transmembrane signaling receptor activity; protein binding. NCBI's taxonomy places the organism in Eukaryota, Metazoa, Chordata, Mammalia, Carnivora, Hyaenidae. Gene Ontology annotation, cellular component: membrane. Gene Ontology annotation, biological process: immune response; inflammatory response; toll-like receptor signaling pathway. The coding region runs from base 86 to 2716 and encodes 876 amino acids. The record is from RefSeq and is a predicted model, not a curated record.
GCUGCACCCACGGGCUGGAGGAACAAAGGGUCUGCGGCAGCAGGGACGUCGUGGGGGAGCACCCAGGUCCUCGGGGUCGUGCGCAAUGCCUGGGGCUCAGACUGCUGUGUCUUCAUUCUCCCGUCUUCUCCGUGGGAUCAUGGGAGACCACCUUGACCUUCUCUUCGGAGUGGUGCUCAUGGCCAGUCCUGUGCUCGAGAUUUCUUCCUGCUCCUCAGACGGUCGGCUAGCCUUGUACCGAUCUUGCAACCUCACCCAGGUGCCGUGGGUGCCCGGCACCACUGAGAUCCUCCUGCUGAGCUUCAACUACAUCGAGAACAUCACCACCUCAUCAUUUCCCUUCCUGGAGCAGCUGGGGCUGCUGGAGCUUGGGACUCAGCUUACCCCCAUGAGUAUUGACAGAGAGGCCUUCCGGAACCUGCCCAAUCUUAGAGUCCUGGACCUGGGCAAGAGCCACAUGCGUUUCCUGCAUCCCGACGCUUUUCAGGGGCUGCCCCACCUGUUUGAACUUCGACUCUUCUACUGCACUCUCUCUGAUGCUGUAUUAAAAGAUGGUUAUUUCAGAAAUUUAGAGUCUUUGGCUCGCCUGGACCUCUCUAAAAAUCAGAUCCGUAGCCUUUCCCUUCAUCCUUCAUUCUGGGAACUGAAUUCCUUGAAGUCCAUUGAUCUUUCCCUCAACCAAAUACCCAUUGUCUGUGAACAGGAGCUCAAGCCUCUCCAAGGGAAGACGUUCUCCUUCAUAAGCCUCGCUGCCAACAACUUGUACAACAGGGUCUCCAUGGACUGGGAGGAAUGUAUGAACCCGUUCAGAGACAUGGAGCUGGAAACCCUAGAUGUUUCGAGCAAUGGCUGGACCGCAGACAUCACAGGGAACUUCAGCAAGGCCAUCAAUGGGAGCCAGAUCUCCUCUCUGGUUCUUGCUCACCACAUUAUGGGGUCUGGGUUUGGCUUCCAUAACAUCAGGGACCCUGACCGGAGCACAUUUGCUGGCCUGGCCAGGAGCUCAGUGGUGCAUCUGGAUCUUUCACACGGCUUUAUCUUCUCCCUGAACUUUCGACUCUUUGAGUCUCUCCGGCACUUGAAAGUCCUGAACCUUGCCCACAACAAGAUAAACAAGAUUGCAGGAGAAGCAUUUUAUGGACUUGACAGACUACAGGUUCUCAACAUGUCAUAUAACCUUCUGGGUGAGCUUUAUAAUUCUGAUUUCCGUGGACUCCCAGAGGUAGCCUAUAUUGACCUUCAAAACAACCACAUUGGGAUCAUUCAGGACCAGACAUUCCUAUUGCUGAAAGCAUUACAGACCUUGGAUCUCCGUGAUAAUGCUCUUAAAACCAUUUCUUUCAUUCCGAGCAUCCCUACUAUCUUCUUGGGCAGCAAUAAACUGGCGACCUUGCCGAACAUGAGGUUUACAGCCAAUUUCAUCCACUUAUCAGAGAACAGGUUGGAAAAUCUGGACAGUCUUUACUUCCUUCUCCGGGUCCCUCACCUCCAGACCCUCAUUCUGAAUCAAAACCGCCUUUCUUCUUGCAACCCAGUUCAUGCCCCAACGGGGAGCCUCAGCCUGGAGAAACUUUUCCUUGGAGGAAACAUGUUGCAGCUUGCUUGGGAAACCGGCUUCUGCUGGGAUGUUUUUAAGGGGCUCUCCCGGCUCCAGAUUCUGUAUCUAAAUAACAACUACCUGAAUUUCCUUCCACCAGGAAUAUUUAGCGACCUAACUGCACUGAGGGGGCUCAGCCUCAGCUCCAACAGGCUGACUGUUCUUUCUCCCAGCGACUUGCCUGCUAAUUUGGAGGUCCUUGAUGUGUCCAGAAACGAGCUCCUGUUCCCUGACCCUGAUCUGUUUGCGGCCCUCAGUGCCGUAGACAUAAGGUACAACAAGUUCAUCUGUGAGUGCGAACUCCGUCGCUUCAUCAGCUGGCUCAACCAGACCAACGUCACUGUGUUUGGAUCUCAUGCAGACAUCCUCUGCAUGCACCCCGCCUCGCUUGCUGGGACCCCCCUCUCCUCUGUGUCUAUGGAGGGUUGUGACGAAGAGGAAGUCUUAAAGUCCCUAAAGUUGUCCUUUUUCAUUCUAUCCAGUGUCACUGUGACUCUGUUCCUCACGACCGUCCUCACAAUCACCAAGUUCCGGGGGUUUUGUUUCAUCUGCUACAAGGCAGCCUGCAGACUGCUGUCCAUGGACCAGGCCAAGGGCAGUGGGUCUGAUGUGUACAAAUACGAUGCGUAUUUGUGCUUCAGCAACAAAGACUUUGAGUGGGUGCAAAACGCUCUGCUCAAGCACCUGGAUGCUCAGUACAAUGACCAAAACAGAUUUAACCUGUGCUUCGAGGAGAGAGACUUUGUCCCGGGGCAAGACCACAUUGCCAACAUCCAGGACGCCGUGUGGAGCAGCAGGAAGGUGGUCUGUCUUGUGAGCAGACACUUCCUCCGAGACGGCUGGUGUCUUGAAGCCUUCAGUUAUGCCCAGAGCAGGUGCGUGUCUGACCUCGACGGCGCCCUCAUCCUGGUGGUCGUGGGGUCCCUGUCCCAGUACCAGCUGAUGAAGCAUCAGUCUCUCAGGGGAUUUGUGCGGAAGCGGCAGUAUUUGAGGUGGCCCGAAGAUCUCCAGGAUGUCAGCUGGUUUCUUAAUAAACUCUCUCAGCACAUUCUAAAGAAAGAAAAGGAAACGAAGAGAGACGGUGACAUUCAGCUGCAAACCAUAGCGACCGUCUCCUAGUCGGCUAAUCCCAAACCACAGACAACUGUGCAUCUGUGCUAAGCUACCAUUUUGGGGGUCCUUUUUUGGAGUUUGUCUUUCCCACUAGGAACACAA